CCGCCAUCUAGUAGGCCUCUUGAGAUUGCGCGGCCUCCAAGUGGAGGCGCUAAUGCGUUUUUACCAUCAGGAACUACUAGGCAGGGUGGUGAUGCUGCAGGCAACGAAGUUGUUCGCUCUUGGGAUGGUGCUGCGAUUAACGCACCAGGUAGUGACUCUGGCAUCUACCAUGCUCCUACAUCAACCUCCACAUUGAACAACCUUUUUAAUCCGACAGCCACCAGGUCUCACAGCACCACAGGUCGAGCAAGUCCUAGCUCACGACGGUGGCGGGGCCGUCGGCAGCCAGGGAACUGGACCGCGUCGAGUGACGAGGAAACGAGACAUGGACCGCAAUUCAUCGUCCCGUCUCCGGGGAGAAGAAGACUAUUCGACGAUGUCCGCAGCACUACAAUUGCUAGCCGUGAGCGACAAGAGCAAGACGAGUUUAACGUUGAGCAAUUUCAAACUGGAGCUACUACCGCUGGUGGAGGUAGUGGCAAUAGUACCCGUGUGUCUCAACCAGCACGUUCCCCAUUUGGAUCUCCUGAAGGUGCUACAGUUCAUGAUCAUGUCGAAGUUGGACAAGAGGAUGGCUAUGGCUUUAUUGACGAGGAUCAUGAUGCUUCAUUGUCUGACGAAGACGACGAGGACGACCCUCCGACUCGUCCACAGGCUUCCACAAGAGAAAAUGAGUGGCGUGGGAUGCGGGAGAAUGAUGGAGGGGUGUCACGAGAAGAGCAACGCUCUCGUGGAGCUGCAGGUGGUGGUGGUGGUACAACUAGUGCACCUGAUGCCUUUCAGGAGUCGAGUGAUUCGCGUGGAGCAGGAGAAAUACAAGACCCUUACGUUCAGUCAGUACGAACUCACCCGGUACGAUCCAACCUGUUUGCGGUGCUACUUGCUGGGCAUCCUCCGAAUGCAGAUAGCUACAUUGCACUUUGCGAACGACCCCCGUUGCGCUUGUAGUUGCAGUGACGGUACGAAAAUUUUUUUCGCGACGACCGCGAGGAUUUUCACAGACAGAGAAAUCAUGCACUAAAGGUAAACUCAUAUUUGAUCGUACACAUAGCAAGGAAGAAAGAUAGAAAUACAAAAACAUAAUUGCAUCUAGUAUUAUUUGACUAAUGUCGAUGUCCAGCAAACCAGAUGAACAUGUUAAGUGAGAAUGAGAAAUGUACACAUGCACAGGUGAUAGUAAAGAUAUGGAUAUUGUUCAUGCAGCUAAAAUUGAAGUCGAAUUCGUAAUAUAAUAAAGAUUUUUUGAAAUUAAUUGUCUCUUGCGAGACAUCCAACAUGUUGCUGCUGUUUAUCAUCAUCCUUAAUGUUAAUGCUGAUGCCGUCGAAAGAUGCAUGUGUAUGAUUUUUUAGUUCUCAGUUCUUAAAUGUAAUCACCCUCGGGGCGUAUUAAGUUUUCGUCGCGGUCUCGUCAACAAUCUUUUUCUAAUGAAUAUGCAUAGAUAUCAUGGUUCGUAGAUAGACGUAAGUCCAUAAAAGAGGUGUUGACAUCGCAAGUAUAUUCAAAAAUCGAUCGCGAGGAGUUUCUGGGUUGACAAUGUACGGAUUCCAUUUAAAUGCAAGGCCCAUUGAUCUUGAAAUUGUAUAGUUUUUGUUGGUUGUGCUUGUACUUGUAGUUGCACUUGUAUCUUCUGGUUCUUGUGUUUCUUUUAGUUUACAAGUUCUAUCGUCUAUCUUAAUCUUUGAUUGGUGAAGAACGGCCUGCAUCAAAAUUAUACUUUUGGCAAAUCAAAAAACAAUAUGUUGUCGACAUGUUUUGACACUUUUGCAACAUUCAUUGGCACCUCCUCCGCUGCAGAUGUAUACUCAAAGGAACUCCAGCACCGUCGAAGAAGGUAAAAGU
Messenger RNA from Amoebophrya sp. A25, 1840 nucleotides. The record is from the annotation of a GenBank genome assembly. NCBI's taxonomy places the organism in Eukaryota, Dinophyceae, Syndiniales, Amoebophryaceae.